Molecule: messenger RNA, 1419 nt
Organism: Heterostelium album PN500
Lineage: Eukaryota; Evosea; Eumycetozoa; Acytosteliales; Acytosteliaceae
Exons: 2
Coding region: 1-1419 (472 amino acids)
Source: RefSeq, a predicted model, not a curated record
AUGGAUUGUGAUAGUAAUAAUAACAAUAACAAAGUAGAUUAUAGCAAUUUCAAUUCACUUUUAAACCUUAGUAAGAUCAUAGCUCAAUUCUAUGGUGAUGCAGAUGAAAAACAGAGAUCAGCAUCAGUAAAGUUCUUUGUCGACUAUCACAACAGCUUUAAAUUCAAACACUAUAUCGAUAACAGAGGUUACAUUAAGUUCAUAUUGGAUGUACUCUUUGAUUCGUCGCUGGCAGUGUUCAAUGAGCUCGCCAAAUUAAACUGUUUAUUACCAAAAGAUUUAUAUGAUAGUUUAAUCAAAGAUAAAAGAUUUGUAUCAUGGUUCAAUGCAUUGAGUGUGUCAGACAAUGCCCAACUUCACCACAGAAUUCAAAUUCUGUAUGAUAUUUGUCCAAAUAUAUCGGACACUAACUUUAAUUUCGAAAAACUCCAAGAGAUAGUCCAGAAUGACACAGGUGCUGCAGGUGUUGGCAACAAUGCAGGUGAUGACAAAAUGUCAACUGAAUCGUUGGCGAAAUCUUUGCCAGACAUCCUCUUGGAGAAGAUCAUUUCAAAAACUGUCGAUUUCUCCAAACAGAGAAAAAGAUACGCGUUGGCCACCAACAAAGUUAUCAACUCCACAGAAUACUCCAAGGAAUUGUUAAAUCUAGCAUUGGUUUCCAAACACUUCCUCAAAGUCCUCUCAAAAUACAUCAACAAGUUCCAUUUCGAAUGGCACAACUAUCUCGAUGCCAACAGUGAGUAUUGUCUGCUGAAAUCACCAAAAUUCUUUGACUACAAUUCGAUCCGUUACGUGCCAACCGACAAAGGCGUGGAAGUUGCCAGCCAGGCGUUGUCUGGCGUCGAAACCUUCUAUAUUAAAUCGGACGAGCCCGAAAUGCGUCGCGAGGAAGUCAAGCGAAGCGUUGGACCGUCGAUGCCGGAGGUCUAUCAGGCGGCGAUCUCCGAGGAUCACUACUUGGUGUAUCCACCACCAAUGCCGUGCCUCAAGCAAAUCAUUGUCAAGGGUUACUACGGUGACCACGAUGCCUACAGUCUGCUGUUGUCCAACAUCAUUGAGAACACACUGAACGACGCCCAACACGGUAUCGAACACUUCUCACUCUUCAUCACCAAGGACGACACCGAUGAGUAUGCCGAUGUCGACUUCCUUCAGCCACUGGUCAAGCUCCACUCGAAAACAUUGAAAUCAAUCACCAUCCACUAUAACGAUAUGGUUACCGAUGAUUAUGGAGUUCUCUUGGCAACACUCAAAGAGAUUCUCCCAACAAUCGUCCAACACAACUACAAAGUGGAUAUCAACAAAAAUGAUUACAAUUCAUUUUUGCGCAAUUUCAAAAUCUAUUGUUAUGGAGAAGAAGAUGAUCAAGUCUAUCAAUAUUUGGAAAAACAAAAAAAUAAAUACAAUCUACAUAGUUAA